GGCUUACUUUAUUUGUACAGUCAGGGGCUUUGCUUGUCAGUCAGUGGCCCACCGGUGCCUGCCCAUUGCGCAAUCACUGUAGAACAAUCGAUAGGAACAACUUCUGGACUGGGAAACAAGUGUAGCACUUCAUCACACCAAGAUGCUCUAUGUACUGAUCGCAGAAAAGGGAAGUGAGGAGCUUUUCUCGGUGCAUUGUUUAUCCAUUAUCGAUGAUCAAGAAACAGUCUCAAACUGUCCAAACUUGUAUCCGAGCUUUAAGAGUCAUAGAAGGAGCCUUACCACAUCGUCAGAGGCUUCUACACCACAGCAAGUACCACUCGUGACUCACCUAGACCUAAUUUAAAAAGCUGGGCAUUGAUCAUGACCCGUGUGUACCAUCGAGGACGAUAUCUUGAUCACAAUGAUUAUCAUCGCCAAUCCGCAGUAACUCAGACGCUAAAAGCAAUCCCAUUCAGCAUGCCAUGGCAU
Serpula lacrymans var. lacrymans S7.9 is the source of this 471-nucleotide messenger RNA. RefSeq lists its product as uncharacterized. NCBI's taxonomy places the organism in Eukaryota, Fungi, Basidiomycota, Agaricomycetes, Boletales, Serpulaceae. The coding region runs from base 143 to 346 and encodes 67 amino acids. The transcript has 2 exons. The record is from RefSeq and is a predicted model, not a curated record.